AUGUUUAUAACUGGUAAGUCAUUGUCCAUUGAUAUGUAGGUAGAAAUAAUUUUUAGAGAUGACUGCAGGCAACUUAAAAUUCUUUUCGUUUUUUAUAAAGACUGUGAACAUACCACACCCUAGCGUAGCGUAUUUCUUUGCUUCCUCAACACUAUAGGGCAGAAAUAAUGACAUCCACAAAAGAAAACGUUACCGUACAUUUUGAUAUACGGUUGCAUAUAGGCGUUUAUUUUUAUAUACGGUAGAGUCACGAAAGAUCGACGUCAACGAUUUCCAAGUCUAUUUGCAGUCCAAUGAAGACAUACUAUUUCAACCCAACUUUUGUAAAACUUAUUUUGAUAUUAAUUUCACUAUAGUGCUUAUGAUAUUAAUUAACUUAAAAUAGCCCUCGUUAUAUAAUACACUCAAUUAUACAACUCAUUAAUUUUUUUUAAUUUCGUGAUUUUUCGUGAUUCUAGUUUCACAGUAAGUAUACUUCACUGUAGCGAUAUCAUACUAGACUUGCUAUACAAGUUGAUUCAUCAUUCGUAUUAUAUUUAGCUGUGCGGUUGAGCUCAAGUUUCUUAAAGUUAAAGUUCGCUCCCUCGCCUCGCCCAUGCAUGCAUUCGUUAUAUUUGCACACUCGUUUUGCAGACAAGUUUAUAUACAAUGCGUUAAGAUGCGUAUGAACUUGUAGCAAGUCUAGUGUAUCUAGUGUCAAUGGUUUAUACUGAUUUAUGCAAUUAUGCUCCGUACGUUCACACCACCAGAUUGAUUCGUAUUCAAAUUCGUACGAUUUCGCCUUGUGCGGUUAACACCGGACGCAUCAGAUGAAAUCAAUCCGACAGAUACCCAACGAUUCCCAUUCCCCUGUACCGUAGGCUGCGUGUCACGCAGUUAGAUGUUCUCAAAUUCGCUCAUGCGUAUUAAACAUAUACAAGUGAACAUGCACAUGAAAUCCGGUACAAAUUUGAUCUAAGGCCGUUGAGGCAGACUCACGAAUAAGAUCAAAUGAAAGUGGCAGAAAAGAUUAGAGCGGUUUGCAGUUGUUUUUGCAAACCGGGCACCGUGCUCGAAUUUUGCCAUUUCACCCACUAUCGUGCUUCUUUUGCCAAAUCAAAAGAACGAACGCGUGCAGCUUUCUGGUUCUGAAAGGCCCGAUUCGCAGGCAAACAGUGCGCGCAAAGCAGGCUGGUCAUUUCGCAUUGGUUAACAGCCCCACACUCAAUUAACCACAAAGACUCGUGCACAGAUGUUGCUUCGCAACAUCCGUGAGAGUCAAAAACGGUGGCAAUUCUCUACGCCUGCGGUUGAUUGCAUGCACGCAGGCACGUUUUUGAAUGACACUGACAAAAAAUUAUUUCCUAUAGAGGUGCACGUGCAACGUUUUAUAUUCAGAUCACAAGGCCUUUCUAUAUUUAGGCUAGCUUGAUAAACAUCUUCAUGCAGUUCAAACUUACUUCUAUAUUAGGCCACAUAAAAUAAAUUCCUUGAUUCUCAUCACCGCCCGACUGUAUUUUAAGAGACGCGUGAAUUUUUUUUUAUAUUUUGUUAUACAAUAUAAAUGAACCGCCCGACAAAAUAUUUCAAGACAGUUAAGUUUUUUAUAUUUAAAAUUGGGUUUUUAGUGCCAUUUUAAACUGCCAAUUUCAAACAAAUAGAACCUUGAAAGAAAUUUCAUUGCAUUUUAACGGAACUUCGCAUUCAGUGGAAGGGUUCAGUCAUUGUUCGUGGAGAAAUAUGUUCAUUUUGGUUUGUGACACUUCACUUUGGAAAUCACAGAAAUAUUAAAUGUUAGGAAUUAUCAGUUUUUUAUUUAUUGAUGAUAAAUUAUAUAAAUAUAAAAUAUAAACCUCCCGGCUCUUCAUUUUCAAAGUCUAGUGAUGAGAAUCAAGGAAUCUAUUUUAUGUGGCCUUAUAAGAUGCGUGCAUGUACGCGCAUAUAUGAGCUACCAUGCAUGCAUCAUCGGCGAAGAAAUUAUAUUGCUAUAUAUUCUUAGACAGUGUAGACAGCAUAGACUCUAUUUCUAUUCUGUGGUAUAGAUUCCUAUUUUUUUCAAAGUCAUUAAUCAAAAUGGCCCACAGUAUAGUCGGUCAGUAAAGAGAAAAACGAUCGCUCUUUCAUAACAAUUAUCCUUAAAAGUUUUCCUACUUUUCUCAUGCUCUAUAGAGCUUGGACGUGGUUUGUGGUUUAUUUAAUAUUUAUUGGACCCAUCAGUUGCAUGGAGAGAAGCUCUAUUUUUAUUCAAAAUGAUCCUAUCAACAAUAAUCAACUUAUUUAUAGAAUUAUAGACCACUAUAAAGAGUGACCUUGUUUUGUGGUUUUGUAGCAGAGUUUUGAAAAAAAAACAAUCUUUCACUAAAAUUUUGAGUUAUCGAGUUUUGAUUAGAAUUUGAUCAUACUUUUUUAGAAGUUAAAGAAACUUCAGUCUUCUGUUUUAAAUAUAUAUUUAUAUAGUUAUUUCUACAACAAGUUUUGUGACUUGGCUUUACAUUAUAACUAAUGACUUUUUCUGUCUCAUGUUUACGUUCUUAUAUAGUUCUCAUCGGAAUUGCGAGACUGAGUUCCGGUUUAUGGCAAAGUAAGUACUGCACUGAAGAGUUGUGGGACUGAAAUAAGAAAUCAAAUCUUACAUAUAUAUCUCCAGCACUUUCUCUGUAUUGACUGUAAUAUUGGAUUGCUUCAUGAUUUACAGUGCUCUUCUAAUACGUGUACGUUUGUUUACGUUUAUUUAGCUUUGCCAACUAGGACAGAGUCACCACAACAGCAUAUUCCAAUUACUGUGCGCCCUUUUACCUAACGCACCCUGUCAACUUUCCCUGUGAGAAGAAACCGGAUUACCCGGAGAAAACCCACGACUUUCGGCAGAGCGUUGACUUUUUACUCUUUUCACAUGAGGACUGGGUUCGAGUCGCAUUGGGAAAGUUCUCACUGGGAUUUGAACCUGCAGCCUUGGAGGUGAAAGGCAAGUGCGCUAACCACUUCGCCACCGAAGCCCCAUAAUACCUUUUAGAUUCUCACGUAAUUCAUCUAUAGGGAAAUGGGAUUUACAGAAAAUUUCGGCUGGGAAAUGGGAUCUAACGCCUGUAUUCUAAAAGCUCACUCACACUCAAUGAGUGGAGGUUCAAUCUGAGCUUCUCUUCAGUGUGAAUGCUGUUUUUGAAUAGCUGGAGGGUGAGUAGUCACAUAGUAAGGUACGACACUAACCCUCCAGCUAUUCAAAAACAGCAAUGACACUCGAGAGAAGCUAAGAUUGAACUUCCACUCAUUGAGUGCGAGUAUGCUUUUACAAUACGGGCGUAAACCCCCACCCCCCUUCAGGACCCUCUUUGUUUCAACCUCGUAUCAACGCAGGUCUAAACUAUAUACCCACAUGUUGUAUUUAUAAUUAGGUUGUAUUCACAACCCAAUUGACGUGGUUUUUGUAUUGGACGGAUCGGGAAGUGUUGGUCCAAAUCGUUUUGGUUUGUUCAAAUUAUUCGUACAGAAGCUUGUUCUUCAGCUGAACGUCGGCGAGAAUGGGACAAGGGUUGCUGUAAUGCAACUUGGUGACACCAAGGAGACGAAAUUUGAGUUUGGAAUUAACAAUUACUCAGAUGUUAGCAUGUUGCUUCUGGCGAUUAAAAAUAUAAAGUAUCAGUACGGAAGACUGCAGAAAACUGAAAUUGCAUUGAGAUUGGCCGAGACUGAGGUAACAUUCCGCAUAUCGUUGCUUUUGCUUUAGCAUGGGGUCGACAAUAGGUUUCUGUGGGGCAUCGGAUAACGUUUAAGCCCUCAGCACCAAGGAAACAUUGUUGAACAAACAUUGUCUCAUGCAGGUCAUGGCUAUACUAUAUGGCUCUAGAACGGAAACCAUCUUUCCCGAAGGUGGACAAACCAGGAAACAUUGUUUCCUAGCCAUGUUUCCCGAAGGUGGACAAACCAGGAAACAUUGUUUCCUAGCCAUGUUUCCCAAAGGUAGGCAAGCCAGGAAAUAUUGUUUCUGAAUCCACUUGGAAAACAAAUAUGUUUUUGAAAUGUUGUAUGGAAACAUUAGAGUAAUUAUCGCAAUUUUCAAAUGGUUUCAAGUGGAAGAGAAGAAAAUAGCUUGAGCGAGGUUGGAAGAAGUCGCGGGAUCCGGGGUGACUAAAAUCUACUGGAAAACGUGCGGGAUAAAAACCUAUUGUGGACUCAUAUAUGCUAUUUUUGUUGUUUUAUCAAAAUCUCUUGUCAAAUCAAUCUAAACAAAAAGUAACGGAAUAUCUAAUAUUAAUACUAAAUAACUAUUGACGGGUUAAAUUUAGGUUUUUAAUGAUGAAGAUACAACGGACAGGCCUUGGGCAAAAAAUGUCGUAGUGCUGAUUGCCGAAGGACCAUCAUCGACAUACCCCGUAACGAAUGUCCUACAAGAAGCGAAUCAUUUGAAAAAGUCUGGAGUUCAACUGGUCACAAUUGGUGUGGGUAGAAGGAUUUCAUCACCAGAGUUUCAAAAUGAACUGUAUUCUGUAGCAAGUUCUCCUCGCGAUGUUCUCUUUGCCUCGGAUGACGAAAUUUUGAACUUGGUGGAUCAUUUAGACGGAACGCUUUGCCCAAAUAUUACAGCAACCUCUUCAGGUAAUGAUAAUAAUGACCUAUUUUUUAUAUUAAUCACACUGGGUGUGGUUGCCCAGAGGUUCAUCAUGUAUGCUCGAUAACUAAGGCCUAAGGGUUGUUUUGUAGAGGGAGGAAAACCGGAGGCCCUGGAGAAGAACCAUCAAAGCACAAGAACAAACCAACCAAAUUUUAUUUGUAUAGGUAAUCAUGCGAUGUUACUCGUACAAUUAGGGAUUAAUAGUACGAGUGAUGUUUGGAAAUUUUGCCAAAAUUGGACGAGCCGCCAGGGCAAGUCCAAUUUGGCAAAAUGUCCAAACAUCACGAGUACUAUUAAUCGGUAAUUGUAAGAGCAACACCGCAUGAUUACUUGUUUAUUAUUAGCCCAAAAAAAUUGGAUAAUUCUCAAUGUCAACAUCAUUCUCGACAAAGCCCAGUCUUACCAGACUUUCAACCAAAAUUCGGUGCUUGUGUUCGUAUUUUCAUUUAGUUCUUUUGUUUUAAGUUCCUCUAGGGCAAUUUCAUUUGUGUUUAAAUACCUUUCCGCCAUUUUGUUUGUUUUGGGAAAAUCAUUAAUUGUACUGCAGUACACUUAUAAUGAAAUAUACUUGUACUCCUCUUAACCAAUCAACAUCCAGUAAUUUUGUCAUGCUAAUAAUAAGGGAAGUUAUCCAACCUAAGUACAGUCCACCCUACCCUACCCUAGACCUAUAGUAGUUGGCUUUACUCAGCAGAGGAAUAACAGCGCGUUAACCGCCAGGUGAAAUUAAUUCGCUUCCUGCACUGAUAUCAAUGAUAGUAGAUUAGCCUUGCAAAGAAAGUAGUGGUAGAUGUGCAUAGAAUAGGAAUAGUGAAAGCUGUACCAUGAACAAGAGCAAAAGUACACAGGGCUGUCAGAAUUAUUCUGAGUGGUGUGUUGAUAAAGUAGGCGGCUGUGGGGCGGUCUAGGGAGUUCAAAUUAACUAUAGCCAUGUAUAUUGAUUAGAUAGCAACACAACUGAGCUCUAUAUAACCAAAUUAUGACGUAUCACUACAUUUUAUUCAUCUUAUCUUAUCUUAAAUAACUAAAUCAGUUUUACGAAAUAGUUCGUUGUUUUCGAAAACAACCAGAGCGAGUCUCAUCCUUAUGUUUUGCAUAUCUCACUAUGUGUAGUAAAAAUACAGGGAAACUAACCUAUAUCUUCUCUCAUUCCAGUUCAAAGUAGCAGCGACGCAACGAAACUCGCAGCCACGCCAGUUCCCGCCAAAGUUAUCACCUCUGUUCUUGUCAAAACUAUGACUAUAUGGAUGACGUCAUAUGUAGCUGCACCCGCGAUCUGUAAAACAUCGAUAGCUCCAACCAAGUCAAGUUUCAUAAAAACUAUGCCAACCUCGUCAAUGGUGAAUCAGUUGGAAGAACCAACAGUUGGUAAUAUGCUAUUAUUAAACCUGUUUUCUACUUCAACCAUAUGUCGUGACGUACUAUAGAAUUUUGUGUUAAUGCCAUUUUUGCUUGGUGUUCAGGAAACAAAAAAUAAACGUUUCUUUAUGAUAUAUUCAGGAAACUGAAAAACAAGCUUUAAAGCAUGAGUUUAAGCAUGCAGUAGAAUUUGCCAACGUGAAACAGCCUUUGAAUACAGCCGCUAUUCACAGCAUGAACUCCACCUUUGAAUUUACUAUACGAGUAAAUUCUUAAACACGUCCGAAUUUAUCAUUAUGAUAAAUUCGCGGCAAAUUUUGAAUUUAUCAUAAUAAUAAAUUCGCGGCACCUAACACUAACCCUAACCCCUAACCACUAACCACUAACCCUAACUUUUUAAAUUUUUAAACUUUUUUAAAAAUCUAACUUUUUAAACUUUUUUUGCUUUUUAAAACUCUUCUAAAACUUUUUAAAACUUUUUUAAAAACUAUUUUUUUAAAAAACUUGAAAGUGCCAUUACAUUUAUAACAGGAAAUCUUGUCUAAUGCUUGUGGUUUUAUGAUUAACUCUAUUGAUAAAUUCAAAAUGUGCCGCGAAUUUAUCAUAGACGUGUUUAAGAAUUUACUCAUAUAGUAAAUUCAAAGGUGGAGCUCAUGUUGGCUAUUCAACGCUCAUUCCGUGAUAAUAUUAGAUUCUGUUCUUGAUUUCAACUAAGAACUGAUUCGUUGAAAAUUAACUGCAUGGAAUUUUUUAAUAGUUGAAAAGGAAGAGAAGAAAAAGAAGAAAACUUUUCGGAAAGUGUUUUCAGGUGAGAAAUAAAUGAAAGAUAAACAUCUGGGGCCGGUUGUAUGAAAAAGUGAUUAAAGUUAACUAUAGUUAGUGGAAAUGUCAUCCAAUAAGAAGCGCGUAUUCGAGAGUUAAUCACUAUUUAACUACUAAAUAGUGAUUAAAAAAGUGAUUAAGAGUUUUAUACAACCGGCCCCAGAAUAGAUCAUUCCGGCUACAGACUAAAUUUUGAUCUAGGCAAGAAGAACAAAAUCCAUCACCACAGUUAGAAAGAGCAUGUUAAAAUGAGUAAAAUUGCAAAGUUUGGCCGCGAAAUGUUGUAAAAUACGGAAAAUAUAGCGCUGCGAAAUUUGCAAAUUUCGUAUUAAUUUUUAUUAAUAUAUAGUAGAGAGUGAGAUACUGUUACUGAAAAAUACACAGUGAGAUAUUUUCCAUAUCUUCACUGGUGAAGAUAUCGAUCACGUGACUUUUAGUAUUUAUACAAUUUUUUGCUUGGGACUAUAUAAUAAACAGAACAUUACACGGUGGCUUGAAGAUAUGACUUUUAUCUUCUCGUGUUAAAAACAAUAUUUUACUCACUCGCUGCGCUCGUUCGUAAAAUAUUGUUUUCGCCACUCGAAGAAAAGUCAUAUCUUCGCGCCGCCGUGUAAUAUCCUCUAUGUAUUACGCGCGGGAAAAUGCACCAUAUUUGGACCGAAAGUGGUGCAUUUUCCCGUGCGUAAUACAAAUUAAUACAAAAUUUGCUAAUUUCAUAGGGCUAUAUUUUCCUACAACAUUUCGCAACCAAACAUCGCAAUUUUACUAAUUUUAACACGCUCUUUCUAACUGUGGUGAUGGACUUUGCUCUUCUUGCCUAGAUCAAAAUUUAGUCUAGCUGGAAUCAUCUAUUGUUACAUAGCCAUGGUGAACACCAAACGUGAUUGGUUAAUUUGUAUGUCACGUGGCUUUAGAUAAUUGCAUCUCUCCGGGCAACAACACUCGGAGUAAUUAUUUCCAACUGUUUUAGGAAAAUUGCUGAAAUGUUUUACAUGCAACUACGAUGACGAAGUGGCCAAGGAAUUUUCCAUUGAUUGCGAAAGACUAGAAUGUGCACCGGAUGAAACCUACUGCGCAGAUGCAAUACUAGAGCAUGCUGGGAGAAAAUUCGUACGCAAGAGAUGCGCGACUGGUCAAUUUUGUAACAGCACCGCUGAGCAGUGCGUUGGCGAGUUUCAGCAUAACGCUGAGUACACACACUGCAGUGUCACAUGUUGCGCAGACGAGUUUUGCAAUCCUUAUAGUCAUGCCAGUUAUAUCAUCGCAUCUGUUUACAUGAAGUUUCUCCUAGCCUUCGUCGUGCUGCUGGUAAGAUUGAUCGUGGACAACCACUGA
This is a messenger RNA of Paramuricea clavata, 8104 nucleotides long. Lineage: Eukaryota; Metazoa; Cnidaria; Anthozoa; Malacalcyonacea; Plexauridae. The record is from the annotation of a GenBank genome assembly.